CCUGCGGCAGCGUUCGUGAUGUUGAUUACAGCCUGAAAAGACCAACUAGCAGUCCAUCAGUCUAUAUAAUUAUAUAGUCAAAGGACUCCAUGAAUAAGACAAAGAAGAAGUCGGCCUCUCUCGACCCUCUGCUCUGCCAUCGACACUCGCAGCUAACGUCACGCCGUGACAGCGACGGGGACUCUACGUUCACAUCCACAAAAUAUUUUGACAAGCGCGAAUACAAUACACUCUCGUGGCCUCGUCGCCGAUUCGGAGAGUCCCAGCGAGGCGAGGCGGGACCCAUGGAUUCGUACUUUCAUCGUAAUCGCGUUUAGUUUCGUCGGCUCGUGAGAUAAUCUCGCUCGCGAUUGCUCCGUAUAUUCCGUACGAGUCCUGAGGUAUGGCGCUGUCAAACAUUUUGCUGCUCAGCCAAAUAGCCGGCUACGUCGUGGCCCUUAUUCUGUCGCUCUGCAUCAUCGUGCCUAUGAGCCUGCACGAGGACGAAUUUAAGGGACACUGUCUUCUGUUCUCGACCGGAGUCUGGCAGGAGUCGGACGGCCAGUUCGUGGUCAACUGGGCGUCGCAGGCGUAUUGCAAUUACACGGUGUUCGUAGGUCUGGUCCUCCUCGUGACGUCGACGGUACAGAUCUACCGGUUGUCCCUGUUUAUGUAUCGCAGCGAGGACAGCUCGUUCCUCUCGGCGUUUGUGGACGUAGUAACUUGCGUCCUUCUCACCACCGUCACCUUAGUCGCGGCGAUUAUCGUCACCUUAGGUUUCAUGACGUGGUGCCAAUGUAUGACCAAGAGGUUCCCGUCGUGCGAGCUGGCGGCCGGCAAUGACAUCGACAAGGCCGACGGUAUCGACACGUCGGGUUUCCACAUCGAGCUCGGCACUGCUCAGUUUGGCAUUUGGAGCAGCCUGUCGAUUUGGGUGGGUUUGUCGGUUUUCGCGGUCCUAAAGCUGCUGAGGUAUCAUCAGCUGGAGAAUAUGAAGGUUUCCAUGUAUAGAGAGAGGCAGAGAUUGAUAGAAGCUACCACGAGCAAUCAGCAACAGGAGCCGACUUAAGAGUCGCUAGCCUAACGUUUCGUUUCUCAGGGUGAGUUUGAUAAUAACGUUUGCCAAUUUGCAAAGACGAGCGAGACAGUAAUCUCAAGGAAUGUGCGUUUGCGUCGGCGGUGUUGCGUUACUCGCGAGAUUUUCGUUAGCUCCAAGGCGCACGGAGUUGCUGCGAACGACGUGAUAUAUCGAUAUUGUUCUGUGUUCGGAGCCAAUCACAUUUCAAAAGGAGUAGCCAAACCUUUCUAUCGGCAAGAGACAUCGGUAUACAGCAAAAUAUUUUAAGAAUAUUAGUUCUCGUUCACAGUUGAGGAAGAGUUCUUUAAAAAUAUCUAGCGUUCGAUCGGUCUUUUCUAGGUUUGGACAUAUAAGACUUGUAUAAAGGUCGUGUUAACAAUGUAUAUAUUACAAUAUAUUUAUAAACCAAAUAUAUAAUGAACUGAUACAAGCAUAUAAUUGUAAUAAGUAAUCAGAGUUAAUAAAUGCUUUUUUUUAUAUAUUUUUUCGUUUCUGUUAGGUAUACAUACAUACGUAGCACUGUAUGUACGUGCGUGUAUAGGCAAUUUAUAACAUGGGCUACCAGAUUGUUAGGCUUAAGAAUACGAUACAAGAGAUAUUUGUUACGUGACGCUUUUGUUAUUUAAUGCUCUUUAAGUGUAUCCAUUAUAUUUUAUUAACAAGCGCGCCUGUAAUUUUGUAUAUAUAUAAAUUACAAAAUACAUAUACCGAAGUUAUCCUGA
This is a messenger RNA of Vollenhovia emeryi, 1779 nucleotides long. RefSeq names its product transmembrane protein 179. The coding region runs from base 383 to 1048 and encodes 221 amino acids. The record is from RefSeq and is a predicted model, not a curated record. The transcript has 3 exons. Lineage: Eukaryota; Metazoa; Arthropoda; Insecta; Hymenoptera; Formicidae.